Messenger RNA from Serinus canaria (Common canary), 1543 nucleotides. It is a transcript of the gene CD72, whose product is annotated as CD72 molecule. Bases 1 to 525 code for a protein of 174 amino acids. Gene Ontology annotation, molecular function: transmembrane signaling receptor activity. NCBI's taxonomy places the organism in Eukaryota, Metazoa, Chordata, Aves, Passeriformes, Fringillidae. The transcript has 5 exons. Gene Ontology annotation, cellular component: plasma membrane. The record is from RefSeq and is a predicted model, not a curated record.
AUGGGGGACUUGGGCUGGGCAGCAGCUUGUUUGCUGGUGCCUGCCCAGUCUGAAGAGGUUCCAGCAAACAUCCCCACGUUGGAUUGCUGCCCUUCGGGCUGGCUGCUGUAUAGGGGCAAGUGCCUCUUCAUCUCCUCGGAGAAGAAGACAUGGGAAGACAGCAGAGAUGAGUGUGAGAAGACAUAUUCUCAGCUCCUGGUCACCAAAUCCUGGAGUCGUUGGACUGUGCCGACCUUCCUGAAGAAUGCAGAUGUCCCAUACUGGAUUGGAUUGCAGAAGGGCAGUUUUCCCUGGUACGACUAUGGCUGGCUGGAGGAAGAGGACCCAGAGAGUGAGGGAGGUGCAGAGGCCUGGUUCUGGGUGGAUGGCUCCCUUUAUGAAAGGCCGUGGCAGUCAAAAUCGAAUGGAACCUGUGCCAUAAUAAGCCAUGGGAGCAUCAAACCCGCCCAGUGCACUGGUCCCAGUGACCUGCACCUCUGGAUCUGUGAGAAGGCAGCAGGGCCAAGCCGCUUCCCUUUCAUGUGAUGAUGGCUGCUGCCCCCAGCACUGCUGUGAACCUGCAUCCUGCACCGCCUCUGCUCCAGCCUUGCUGUGUCCCUACCCAGGAUGUCCCAUCCAUUCCAGCCAACCCCUUCCCUCCCACAGCCCACUGCCCCUGGGCCACCCAGGGCCUUCCCUCUGAUGCCCAGCGGCACGGAUGCCUCCAGCUGGUGUGCUUUGGCUGAGUGGUAGAGGCCACUCACUCCACAGCCGACCCCACACCUGCAUGGGACACUUUGGAUCUUCCCGAGCACAACAGCUGUGGGGCAGUGGGGAGCUCAGAACCGGCUGCAGAACGGAUCAAACACUGGCACUCAGCGCUGGAGCCAUGGCACAUCCCCAGCAUGGAGAGAGCUGCGGUGCUGUGGCAUGUCAGGAGUGGGAGCCGGGGACAGCACAGCCCCACCCCCACAGAGUCCCCUCCCCACAGCAGGAGUUUUCUGCCUGACCCCACUGCAGCAGCAGCUUGGCCAUGGCUUUCAGGCAACCCAGCACUAAACGGCCUCGGCAAAGCUUCAGCACCUAAGGAGGGAAGCUGAGCCCGAACUGGCCAGUGCCUGUGCUGACAUUUGGGGAUUUAUUUUUGUGCUAAUUAGAAAGUAGAGCAACGACCUUUAGGGUCCCAUGGUGUGAUUGUGCCUUUCAAAAGCAAAAGUUAACUCAAGCACUUGUAGCAGGCUGACGCUUUGCAAGACAACUCAUCAGGACUUAAAAUAGCUGCUACACACGUGCACAUGUGAAGAUUAAGCAAAGCAGCCCUGAUGUAACAUGCAGCCAGGUGAGAGCAGAGGAAGUGAUGUUCAACCAGGCGAAAAUGCUCUCGGUUUAUGAAAAGGUUGUGUGUGCCAUAUAUAGUUGAUGAACUGCUGUGUGAGUAAGCUUGCAUGAAGAGCAAAAGGGUGUUAAAGGCAGGUUUUUUAGAGGGGGCACGUGUCACUCGUCUGUCUUGUCUGCUGGCUAAACUCACUUUAUAGCAAUAAAGAGUCCCAGUUUGUCUGCUCUU